Naegleria lovaniensis is the source of this 2223-nucleotide messenger RNA. RefSeq lists its product as uncharacterized. Gene Ontology annotation, biological process: positive regulation of transcription from RNA polymerase II promoter by galactose. The transcript has a single exon. Gene Ontology annotation, cellular component: nucleus. Lineage: Eukaryota; Heterolobosea; Eutetramitea; Acrasida; Naegleriidae. The record is from RefSeq and is a predicted model, not a curated record. Bases 1 to 2223 code for a protein of 740 amino acids. Gene Ontology annotation, molecular function: RNA polymerase II cis-regulatory region sequence-specific DNA binding; DNA-binding transcription factor activity, RNA polymerase II-specific; zinc ion binding.
AUGUUUGAACAGAGCCCGUUACCCAAUCCUGAUAACCACAUCUCUUCUCCUCCAACAAUGGCAUCAAAACCCUGUUCAUCGUGCAGAAAUUUACAUCGGAAAUGUGAUAAAUUACGUCCAUCAUGCUCGCACUGCCUCAAGAGAGGAUAUGAAUGUGUGUAUGGACCUUCGUCUGCUGAAAAACGACGUCUGGCCAACAAACAAACGCAGCAACCAGCUACUACUAACAAUGCUAAGAACGCAAAAAACAAGACCUGUACCAAUGAAAUAGUUUUUUCUUUCUCGGAAUAUCAACAUGAUGAUUCUAGUAGGAAUUACCAUAAUGGCAAUAGACUUAAUUAUCAUCACUAUCAUCCAUACUCACAAUCAUGCGGGUUUUCAACCUCAUCCAAUUCAACGCACAGUAAUUGUAUUUCUACCCAUCCGCAACCUAAUUAUCGACCUCAUCCAUCGCUUUAUGCUAAUCCGAAUGAAACUCAAAUUCAGCAUGCCAUUAAUUAUCGAUUGUCAACUACACAAACAAUGGAUAUUUAUUUCAACUUUACAUGUUUGGGCAUACCACUGAUAGACAGAAAGAAAUUAGAAUUUAUUAUUGAAAGUCAAUUAACAAGUGGUUAUAAUGGCAUUGCAAAUUAUACUCACUCUCAACAACCUCCUCUGUACAGCCAAAAUGACCUUGAAAAAGAUCUAGCUGUAUUCUACUUGUUGCAAGCAGUGAGUUUACAACAAGCAGGAAGUUUUCAUGACACGUUCAAUAGCAUGAAUGCUGAGCGAAACACUUUACUGCCACAACAUUUAUUUCAGCACGGAAAACAAUUAAUUUCAAAGUAUUGUGACGAUUUUGACUCAAUGAAUUUAAUCAUAGCCACAAAGUUUAUGGCUGACUACUUGCUAGGGGAGGGAGAAAAGAGCAAAGCAAGAGCAUUAAUGGUGCAUGUCAGAGCUAAAUUACAACCUCAUCUUUCUAACUGUACAUCUAAUACAACCCAAUACCAACAGGAGUUUUCGUCAAUGAAUUUCUCACCGUUCAGUAACAGCGCUCAUGCCAAUAGAAAUGAUUUUUUUGAACUCAGCAUUCCCCAAAUUUUUUCCUCUCAAAAUUUUGUAACUGCAAUGUUAAUUGAAACUCAAUUACGAUACGCAGACAUUUUCUUCUAUGAAGAAGAACGACCUACAACUUUUAUAUUUGAUGAAUUUGAAGCGUUGUCUAAUCACAAAAUCAAAUUUUCGAGACAAAAACUUUUUGGAGAGGCAGCAAGCUCCUGUACAGAUAUAAGCGAAGAACUCUCUCAAAAACUUAUUCAAGCCAUUCACGUUGGCAUGAGGUGCUUUGACAGCAUUUUCACGAGCACAUUUGCAAAAAGAAACACGACAUUAUUUUUAUUAGCUCAUUUGUAUGGACGCCAGAUUUAUUUGGAAAUUCUAGUCAAUUCCAAAGUUAGAAAUUUAACAGAAAUUAUGAAAGUAUGCUCUGAUAUUAUGAUACUCGCUACCACUCACACAUGUUUUCAAUUCUUACCAGUUGUUGCUACCAAGGCUGUUUUAAUGGCUAUUUCUCUGAGGUUCUCUUAUGUUGUUGAAUAUCAUGCAAGUACCUGUGGCAUGAAAUUGAACGAGGAGAAAAAUUGUAGUACACAAAUUAAUUUGAAUGAUGAUUUGAAAAUUUUGAAAAGUCUUUGUCAUAGAUUCAAGCUUAUUAGGGACGAGAAACGAGACCUUGUCAAGGCAUUAGAAUCGCUUGUUUACUUGCAACAAGAGCAGACGCAAAAUGCUCGAAAAGAAUCCACUCUUCUUGGUAGUGUGCUUCCAUUGAUUGACGUGAAUAGAGAGGCGCCACUUCUCGUGCCGUCUUUGUCAAAGCAUGACAACUCGGUCAUUUCUAAAGAUGAGCGACCACUAUGGUCACUAUCUCAAGAAAAAUUCGCUCCUCACUCAUUCAAACAAGCUGUUCGUGAAGUAUUGGAAAAUCCAGAGCUAAUGGAGAUUUUUAUUGAUGGACUUGCGGAACAGAAUAUGAUUAACGAAGGUUGUUCUACUACUUUGACAGAGGAUUCAAAUUCACUCAAAACUCAACAACUCUUGCUCGAAAAGAGAUUGGAGAUUGCGAACAAAAUCAUUGCCCUAUCCAAGAAUAAUCAUGAUCUGACAGGAAUAUUGGAAGGUGAAAGUUUCAAGAAAUUCAUAUGUGCUGAGUUUGAAAAUGCCUGUGCAAACAAUAAUUAA